UCUUCGGCUGCGCUGAUUUAUGACGGUAUACAAGGCUACUUUCAGUUUCUCCGAAACUGGGUCACUAGGAAAACCCCAGCCCGCGCGGCUGGUGGGUGCUGUCGUAUUUAUAUACACACUCGCCUAUUGAUAAAGCAGGAGCACAUUUAUUUCUAACCAGAGCGGGAACAUGCGCAUAACGGGACGCCCGGUCAGAAGAAAUAAAUUAAGCGAUCAAGCAGUCGUGCGCGCAUUUGCGUUUGGUUCAAGUCCAUGGCUCGACAUCUGGGACACAGCAGCUUGACCACUCGGUGAUACCUUCACGACCGGAACAAUUCCACAAGCCAGAGAAGUUUGCAUAAGCUCGGUGCUCGUACAGCAGGUGCAUCACUUGAUGUUUCUGACAAAUUAAUUGCUCGACUGUUUCUCGGUGGGAAGACAACUCGUGUGUGUAGUAUCUGUGUCAACAUUGUUAUUUCCCUUUCCCGCGCGGCAGUGAAAACUCCGAUUUGGACAGUUACUACCACCGCGACAUGCCUUCCAAAAAACUUAUCAAUAGGAGUGAUGCCGAGAUGGACUGUUUUUCACCAGAUUCUUCCAGUAUGGAUGGAGACUUGUGCCCAGAUGGUGGCAAUAAUGGGGGAAGAGUCAGACAGAGGCUCCGUCCAUGGCUGGAAGCCCAGAUAAACAGUGGCCGCUUCCCAGGACUGGCCUGGGUCAACCAAGAGGAAGGAAUAUUCAGGAUAACUUGGAAGCAUGGUGGACGGGCAGACUGGUCAGAGCAGGAUGCUCUUAUCUUCAAGGAGUGGGCAAUUCACACAGGUAGAUUUAGGGAAGGAACUGAUCCAAAUGACUACCCAGCUUGGAAAACACGGCUCAGAUGUGCAUUAAAUAAGCUGCCAGACAUACAAGAGCAAAAACAAUUGAGUUGCUAUGAUGAACCAAAUCCAUAUCGAGUGUACCGAUUUGUUGACAGAAAAGGUGGAGAACCAGUAAGUCCAUCUUACAGGCAUACUACGUCACCAGAGAACAGCUUUCAUGCCAACCAGAUUAUUAGUCAACCAGUCACUCGCCCUUCAGUUAUACAGGCCAACAUUCCAACAAUAAUUACAGAAGUGACACAUACAGUACCAGACUCAAGUCAUCCUAAAGCAGAUCUUGUUUCACAAGGAGUGGCUGGUGUUGCAGAUCCCCAGAUCAGUAGCUUAGGAUCAGACCUUGGCAACAUAGAUAUCAGAGAUCUUGUGCCUUUGGAUGACACCAGCCCUUCUCUCACUAACAUCUCCUAUGACAGCCACCUCAACAGCGCUGAACCCAUGGACACAGGGUCUGGUUCAUUAAGAAAUGAAUCAGGGGUGUAUCAGCAUGCAACACUUGGUGCUCCAGGAUCAACAGCUCCUUUACUGACACAAAUCAAAGAAGAAAAAGAAGUGCUAUACCUGCCUCCUCUGAUUCCAUUGGAUGAGAUGGUAGUGACAAUAAGGUUUCGACAGAGAGUAAUAGAAGAAAAGAGGGUGUUUUGCAAAUAUGGAUGUCGAGUUUACUUUGGCAGCCUUCCAUGCGACAGGUUGAUGCCAUGGCAACAAGAGAUAUUUGGGGAGCCAGAGGCAGACCAAAUACCAAUUCCUUACAUACCAGGAAAACUGGAUCAGAUGCAAGAUGCUUUCACUAUGAAGCUUCUCAAGGCUUUGGAAAGAGGCAUCAGCAUUUUUAUGAGCCAUGGUGCUAUCUAUGUCCUUCGCAGAUGCAAGACAAGUGUUUUCACUGCACCACCCCACAUGGAAGGAAAGGGUGUUGUGAAGAUAGAACGACAGCAAGAACCAGUAAUGAUCUUUGACUACUUUAACUACUUCAGACCAGCUCUUGACCAGUUUCACAAGGGGCUUGGACCACGCCCAUCUACACAAGUAAUUUUAGCUUUGGGUCAGUCCUUCAAUCCCACCUGUGAGCCAUACACCAACCUCUUGAUUUCAGUCACUGUGUCUCACUCCCAGGCUUACCGAGAUAUGGACCAGCUGCUGACAGAUUAUGGUGCACCAGUGGAAAUUUCGCACUCAGAUGAGUAUGACCGCUUCUUAAGUGUCACAAGGCAUCAGCAUUUCAACUUUGGGUGGCAACCUGCAGCAGAGGCUGGCUUGUCAUAAACACAAAGCAGAUAAUCGUGAGACUGUCCAGGAAAAAUGACAAGACUACUUUGAUCUCUUUGGUAUAAGCCAAAAUCAUUUUCAGCAAUCUGCAGCACAAUGUCUCCAUAUAAAAAUAUUUUUUGCCUCCAGAGUGUAGUGCUUCUAUAUAAGCACAAAAUUUCAAACUGCAAGAAGCCUACAUCCAUUAAACUGUGCUUUGAAAUGAGCUUUGAAUAAACUUUGAGCUUAAAAAAGAAAAAUCAUGUGGACGUAGUGAAGCUACCAUUGAACCAGUGACUUGUUGAUCUGUAUACAUCCUUUGUAUUAGUCACCUGUUUGAAAUUCUAUAGGCACUUAAACAUAAAGCUGCUUUAGUUGGUUUGUUCAAUGCACAAAAUUUGUUGAUUUAGGGAUAAGGUGGGCAAAACACAGUGAGCGCUGCCUAUCAAAAGCUUCUUGUGGCAAAUUCAGGCAACAAAUUGUGUUCCCAAGAAGGCCUUCACAUUGGCAGCAAGAAAUGUGUACAAUUUUGUGUUAUUUUUGUGCUCAGCUGUGCAUAAGUGUUUGAAGCAAGAACACUUCAUUAUGCUGCAUAUGAUAAAUGUUUUGAAAAGGAAAAUGUGCAGAAAUGUGUCAGCCUGACAACCGAUUGGGAUAGUUUCCUGUCUAUAUAGAAAAAAGGCACGGUUGAUUUCUCUUUGUUAUCAGGUUUGAAAAAUACAUCAUAUUGUCCUACACGAACUCUGGUUAAAUAAACAGGUACUAAUCUGCAGAUGGGUGCUUCUGCAUUAACCUCCUCCCUCAAAACAAAACCAACAGAAGGAACUUAAUUAUUAUUCAAGUGGAUAAAGCAUAAAUAAAAAAAGUUUCAUCUUAGUUGAUCUGUUAAAUCGCAGAACAGGAAUAUUGUUCUCACAUUUCACUAAAAAAAAAAAGGUCCUGGUUUUUAGACAAAUAGUGUGUACAGUAUUGAUUGCAGUAUGAAAUAUUUUUUCCCAGGCAAUAUUUUCUUACAUGAAUGUUUUAGAAGUACCUAAGCACAAUUUAACAUAGUGUGAUUCAUUCGUGUAUGCUAGUCUUAUACUCGCUGAAAAGCAAGUUACCUCUGUACUUAGUGUUGCAUCAACCAAGUUCCUCUCGGACAGUUAUGUACAGAUCUUCCUUUUUUUUUUUAUUAUCUUUUUAUGUUUAUGUUUCAUUUUUUUUAAUUUUCAAUUUUUUAGAGUGACAGUUGUUUAUUUCACAUUUUACAGUGGUAGAAAAACAAAAUGUGUAGCACUUUUAAUAAUAAUAGCUCCAGCACCAGUCAAAAGAACACAACUACUUUUUACAUUCCUAUAAUUUUCCAGAACAUUACAUGCUUUCUUUCUUCUGCAUGCACAUGCACAUUUAUAGAUCAUGCAUGCAUUCAUAGUUACCACAGGUUGCACACAUAUCAUGACAUGACUUAUUAAUAAAAGAGUAUGAUUAAUAAAUUUGAAAGCAGUAAUUUAAUAUGUUGGUUACCAACUAUAAAUAGUUUAAAAAGAUCUGCAUAUAUACUAUGUAUAUUUUAGAAAUGUGCUUGCCAAAUGGCAGAAACUUUAUAAAAGUUUUUGCUCUUUCUUUCUUACUAUAGUUUUAUAGAUCUCAUAGCCUACCAUUUGGUAGAGGUCAUUGAUAUUAUCCAAUACUCUGAACUAGGUAAAUGUCACUUCCAUUGCAAUAAGAAUAUUUAUGUUUGCUACACCUUUGGCUGACUGUUUGGGUGUACAAAACUGACUAACCAAGAGAAUAAAAAUAAAAUGUGUAUUUUUUUUAUUGACAGUGUACCAUUAAAAAAUUGAAUUAUAAUAUCAAAACUGAAAUUUAUUUUAGUAAGGAAAUCAGAAUAUAGCAAGUAAAGAAUUAAAACAUGUACACAACUAAAUUUUUAAGCAUGCUAAAACAUUACCAUUGUGGUAAACAAAAAUAUGCACCAUGAGUAAUAUCCACUGAUGUUGUAGUUGAAGGACAGCAAUUUGAACCAGGACAUUUGUGUUUGAAAAAGCUUAUAUCAGAAUGAAAAUAAAGUUUCUGAUGAAAA
Molecule: messenger RNA, 4170 nt
Organism: Pomacea canaliculata
Lineage: Eukaryota; Metazoa; Mollusca; Gastropoda; Architaenioglossa; Ampullariidae
Product: interferon regulatory factor 5-like
Exons: 11
Coding region: 513-2123 (536 amino acids)
Biological process (GO): immune system process; regulation of transcription by RNA polymerase II
Cellular component (GO): nucleus
Molecular function (GO): DNA-binding transcription factor activity, RNA polymerase II-specific; RNA polymerase II cis-regulatory region sequence-specific DNA binding; protein binding
Source: RefSeq, a predicted model, not a curated record